Molecule: messenger RNA, 3135 nt
Organism: Eremomyces bilateralis CBS 781.70
Lineage: Eukaryota; Fungi; Ascomycota; Dothideomycetes; Eremomycetales; Eremomycetaceae
Product: Na/K ATPase alpha 1 subunit
Exons: 10
Coding region: 1-3135 (1044 amino acids)
Biological process (GO): sodium ion export across plasma membrane; intracellular potassium ion homeostasis; potassium ion import across plasma membrane
Cellular component (GO): membrane
Molecular function (GO): ATP binding; ATP hydrolysis activity; P-type sodium:potassium-exchanging transporter activity
Source: RefSeq, a predicted model, not a curated record
AUGUCCAUCCGAUCGUUUCCCAGGCACAGGACGGUAGACCCCAAUAUCGCCCUCCCGAUUGAAUACCGGACCGUAUCUUUCAAUAUUGCCGAGACCCAAGAACGACAACCUGAGAAAACUCCAAAGGACAAGGAAGGAGACGUAGAGCAUGAGAUUGCGCUACUUGAAUGGCAUAUUCUGCCUGUCGAGGACGUGCUCAGCCGUCUGUCUGUCUCUGCGAAACAGGGCCUCUCCACGGACCAAGUAGCACGCAAACAGAGCGAAUUCGGUCCCAAUUCUCUGACACCACCUCCCUCUCGUUGGUUCAUAAAGACGCUCGGGUAUCUCUAUGGGGGGUUUGGAUCAGUCCUCUUUGUCGCUGCGAUUCUUGUCUUCAUCGCUUGGAAACCGCUUGGUCAACCACCGGCCAUUGCGAAUCUGGCUCUUGCUAUUGUUCUUGCUGUUGUAUGGGUUAUUCAGGCUGGGUUCGCCUUCUAUCAAGAUUGGUCGAGCUCGCGUGUGAUGUCCUCUAUCUUAACCAUGCUUCCUGACGACUGCAUCGUUCUUCGCGAUGGCACAAAGGUUGAGGUCAGUGCAACACAGCUGGUUCCCGGUGAUAUCCUUUAUGUACGGAUAGGCGACAAGCUCCCCGCAGAUGUUCGCUUCCUCGAGGCCAGCCCUGAUGCGAAAUUCGAUCGUUCAAUCCUUACCGGCGAAACUCUCCCCAUGCGCGCCGCUGUGGACUCUAAUGAAAAUAAUUACCUGGAAACGCCCUGCAUCGGCAUGGCCGGAACCCAUUGUGUUUCCGGCCACGCAGUCGCCGUAAUCGUGUCGACUGGCGACCGAUCCGUUUUUGGCCGGCUAGCGAAACUUACUAGCACACCGGACACGGGAUUCACGCUCCUUGAAAAGGAGAUUUGCUACUUCGUCGCUGCGAUUGUGAGUAUCAUGAUUACCAUGGUACUUAUUUCUGUCACUAUUUGGGCUGCAUGGCUUCGAAAAGACCACCCAGAAUGGAUCAGUGUCUCCCUCUUGAUUGUGUCCUGUGUCAGUAUCGCAGUCGCGUUCAUCCCGGAAGGUCUACCAAUUGCUGUCUCUGCUAGUUUGACAAUCACUGCCAACAUUAUGAGGAAAAACAAGAUUCUAUGCAAGUCUCUUAAGACAGUGGAAACACUCGGCUCAGUCAGUGUAAUCUGCUCCGACAAGACGGGUACAUUGACAAAGAACCAAAUGACUACAUCCGACUGCCUCGUCUCGUCCGAGGCCAUGACUGCCAACGCGGCCAUCGGUGCUCUCGAGCUCGGCCAAAAAGAUGAAUAUGCCUCUCAAAUCUCUCGCGUUCUCGAAGAAAUUGCUGAAAUCGGUGCCCUCUGCAAUGCUGGCGAGUUCGAUGCUUCCACGAUCAAUCUCCCGGCAGAACAACGCAAGGUCCACGGCGACGCAACGGACUCGGCGAUUCUGAGGUUCAGCGAAGCGCUCAUUCCAGUGAGCCAGACGAGAGAAAAAUGGCAGCGUCUGUACCGGCUUGCCUUCAACAGCCGAAACAAAUUCAUGAUCCAAGUCAUCUCUCUGGCCAACCAAACGGCCCCAGAGAAGACAGCUGAAGGAUUCCUAACCGUCAAAGGCGCUCCUGAUAUUCUCCUCCCACGCUGUCUCUUCUACCUCGACAACAACGGCUCCACAAAGCCCAUGACUGAGACUCACCGUGCCCAUGUUGGAUCUCUCAAGGACAACUGGUCCGGCCAAGGGAAACGCGUCAUUCUCCUCGCAUGCAAGAAGCUACCCAGCACCACCAUGGCCAUAUCUAUGGAGACCAGCGAAUUUGAAGACUCCAUUAUGGAUGAAAGCAAAGGCGGUCUGGAGCUCGUUGGCCUUAUCGCCAUCGUCGACCCUCCCAAAGACGAAAUCCCCGAUGUGGUAUCCACAUUGCGUGGCGCGGGUAUCAAAGUUCACAUGGUCACCGGAGAUUUCAAGCUCACAGCCGUCGCGAUUGCGCGCGACUGUGGCAUUAUUACGGUUCCCAAGGAUUCGAUUGACGACGCCGGUGCACUUUCACUCUAUAAAGCCGCAGAUGUCAUCCGCAAGGAACCCAGAGCCAUCGCCAUCAAUGGACGCGACAUGCAAGCCCUUGAUUAUAGCCAAUGGGAACAGCUUUGCGGCUACGAUGAAAUAGUUUUCGCGCGUACCACCCCUGAACAAAAACUGCGGAUCGUCAAAGAACUUCAAGCACGCGGUGCCAUCGUCGGAAUGACCGGUGACGGUGUCAACGACGCCCCCUCCCUCAAAACUGCAGACAUCGGCAUCGCCAUGGGCAACGGAAGCGAUAUCGCCAUCGAGGCUGCGGACAUGGUCUUGCUCGACAGUUUCGCGGCCAUCAUCGAAGCCGUCAAAUACGGGCGGGUUGUGUUCGACAAUCUCAAAAAGACAAUAUGUUUUCUAUUGCCUGCUGGGUCUUUUUCCGAAUUCACCCCAGUGAUCACUAACAUUGCGUUCGGCCUGCCGCAAAUCUUAUCGUCAUUUUUGAUGAUUAUCAUUUGCUGCUGUACCGAUUGUGCGGCGGCGACGGCAAUUGCGUACGAGAAACCCGAGGCAGAUGUGCUGUUGCAGAAGCCGAGAAACCCGAAGAAAGAUCAUUUGGUGACGUGGAGACUGGUUCUCCAGGCGUAUGGGUCCACAGGAAUGCUGAUGACCGUGAGCUCCUUCACUAUGAGCUAUUGGUAUGCGGAGAGAAAUGGGGUGCCGUUCUCGGUGCUGUGGUUCGGAUUUGGCAAGACUCCCGACGGAAUGAGUACCGAGACGAUGGUUGGGGUCUUAAACAUUGCAUCCUCGAUCUAUUUCCUGAAUCUGGUCAUCAUGCAAUGGUUCAACCUCAUGGCUGUCCGUACUCGUCGCCUGAGCAUACUCCAGCAUCCUCCACUCUUCCGAAAAGAGACUAGGAAUCUUUACCUCUUCCCUGCCAUCAUCUUUGCACUCCUCGUUGCUGUGCUUUUCCUCUACGUCCCACGGAUCCAAACGGUCCUUGCAACAACCGCGGUACCUGUCGCUCACUGGUUUUUGCCAAUGGGCUUCGGAAUGGGUCUUCUGCUGUUGGACGAAGGGAGGAAAUAUUGCGUCCGGAACUUCCCCAAGAGUAUCAUUGCGAGAAUAGCCUGGUGA